UGAUGAUGAUGAUGCUUUUGGCACGGGUGGGAACUGAUUACCACCUAAGCAUACUCGCCUUCAAUAAGCGUUUUGGGCGACUUUCCCAGACCAGCUCCACAACAUCAUCAAUCAGAAAGGGGGGGGGAGGGUUUCGUUAUUGAAGAGAAUGAGUUAAAGUCAAAUCCAGAUCUAACUCUACGAAGCCUUGAUCAGGCGUCCCCGCACAAGUCGUAGACUCUGGAUUCAAUGAAUCAUACUGACUUUCAGUGUUUGUCAAGGUUUCAGACUGGAAGCCAAGUCCUGAAUGCUGCUGCAGCUUGCUAGAGUUCUGGAACCAGGUUUAGAAAGUAACCCAAGCAUGUUGAGCUUCAAGCAUCAUCUUCUCGGUAGUGUUACGGGCAUGGAGCCCCUCGUCGACAUGUGCUGUGAACUGCGAAUGAAGUCCCGGGCAAUCUCCCAACGUCGUGGAGAUCGAAGUCUGGAAGAACGCUCAUUUCGUUCAGCUGGUAUGGAUGUGCGGCAUUGGCGACGAGGCGUUAAUGUAGGCGACCUGUAUUUCAGGACUGAAGGUUUUAUAGGAGCAUUUGUGACAUGGUCUUCCUCUAGGGCGCUUCAAGCUACUUCUCCGUCUCCUGGUUGCAAAGACAGUGUUGCUGUCUUUGCGUUGAGUUUUUCUGUCAACAUCUAUACGUGGUGCAUGAAGUCGCGCGGUGGAGUUUCUCUACUCUCUGGAACAUACCCAGACCAUCAGCCAUGAUAUCCAUGAGACGUUGGGAGAUGGCCUGGAGUCCGGCUCAAGGGUCACAUAACACGUCUCCAUUUCGGUCGAGAUGGAUUAAUAGUUCUACGUAAGGGAAGAGCAGCGAAGAACUGUGCUUGCGCGCGCUUCGUAACACCGCACAGUCGACGUCUCCCGUGGAUGCAGAGAGGACCUUCAUGAAAGCUCAAGUAAACCCUCGAAUUCUACACAGUUAGCCAAGCCAAGCUUC
This is a messenger RNA of Pseudovirgaria hyperparasitica, 971 nucleotides long. RefSeq lists its product as uncharacterized. The record is from RefSeq and is a predicted model, not a curated record. The coding region runs from base 287 to 739 and encodes 150 amino acids. Lineage: Eukaryota; Fungi; Ascomycota; Dothideomycetes; Acrospermales; Acrospermaceae. The transcript has a single exon.